Messenger RNA from Moneuplotes crassus, 1283 nucleotides. NCBI's taxonomy places the organism in Eukaryota, Ciliophora, Spirotrichea, Euplotida, Euplotidae. The record is from the annotation of a GenBank genome assembly.
AUGAAAAUGAGCCAGCAAGAUUAUACGCAAUCAGUGCAACUCCCAAACAGAGUUUCGGCCUUUCAAAGAUAUAGCAUGAAAAAGAAAUCAAUAUUUAAUAAGAAGAAAAUGGCAUUCAAAAAGCUAAAAACAAAGAAACCCAGUAUAGCAGCUCCUCUGAAACUGAACUUUCGAAGUUCUAAAAUAGAAUUCCCAGCUCCAAAGGAGAAUCUGCCUGUUGAGCUCUCACCAAUUCAGGAGUGUAAAGUUAAGAAAAUAAAGAAGGUUAAUCCAAUCAAAAGAGGGAGAUACCACUUCAAUGUAGAGAAAAUGCUUCAAGACUCGAGAGUUAGUGUCUACUCUAAGAUCAUCAAGAAAGCAAUGGAUGAUCUCAUAACCAAGCCUAAAUAAAAUCAACAGAAAAUCUUCAAAAAGAGAUGAAAUUCUGGCACAGAAUCGGACACCUCUGUCCUUUCGGACUCAUGAUGAAGAACAAAUUUUGAUGAAUAAUACGCAAGGAAGAAUGUCAAAUGCAUUUUCUCUCAACAGUAGAUUUAGUAUGAUUAAGAACACUACGAUUGAUCAAAGGCAUUUUAGUAUGAGGAAAGCUUUUAGUCCACAGCCAAAUUCUAAUGGGUGGCUUAAAUCUCCCACAAUGACUAGAUCCCGACAUAUGAGUCCAUCAGAAACUACAAAUAAACAGGUUUCAGAUUCUUCUCUCUGCUCGAGAAAUGAAAUCAUUGAAGAAUUGAGAAAGAAAAUUUAUGUUGUGAAUCAGAACAAAAGUAAAAAGAAAAAGAAAUCGGUGACAGCAUUUCUCUCCUUGCCUAGGAGAUUUAAUAAAGAUCUAAUGGACCAAGUCAUCAGCAAUUUGUUACAAACGAAAGCUAAGAAGAGAGUCCCUCAGAGUUUAAAGAAAGACCCUGAAUUCCAAAGGAGGUUUUCAAGAUAUAGCAUUCUCAGUCCGAUUCUGAGAGGUCCGAGAUUCACUUUAAAUGAUGACAACCCAUCUCAGGAGACUACUAAUAUUAACUCUCCUUUCUCUCUCACAUCAGACAAGAGCAUUCCAACGGUUGAUAAUAUAGUCAAUCGGAAAGAAACCAUGCGCAAAAAGAGCAGGCAAAGUCGGUUUAUCCACUUGUAAUAACUCUUCCUUAUUUAUUAAUAUCUUAAUCAGAACUCCUUGUCAAAAUAUCGAGGGAUAGUGAAGUUUAUUUCAUAAGAUCUUGCAGUAUUUUCUCUAUUCGGGCAUUCUUCCAAGAGGUCAAUAUGAAUUUUUCAUAUAAGUUGUAAAAAUAAUCAAC